CAUUUCCUGAUCCCUUUCCAUAAACCUUUGGAACAUAUGUGUGUUCCCAGAAAAAGUUACCGAUGUCAAUGCCUGCUUCGGACCCAGGGUACAAAGGUCCAUGCAACAGAUUAAGGCUAGUGUAACAUUUGAGAGUGCUGGCUCUGGAGCCAGCCUACCUCGGUUUGAAUCUGCCUUUUCUAGCCUUGGGCACAGACUAAUAGAGACAGAGCAGGGUGUGCCCCUCAGAGCAGGGUGCCCCAGGGCGGGGAGCCGCUGGGCCUGCAGACCUGGAGAUGGCCACCAGGUGGCGCCAGGACCCCUCAGUGUCGACUUGUCCUGAUGAUUGUGGAGAUUUGGUUCUGAAUUCAGUUGAUUUGGGGUCUUACAGCCCAAAGGAUAAGCGUGCCUAAGAGAACGUGGUCCUGAAAGGGAAGCUGGACUGAAGCAACAGCCUGUGAAAUUGCACAGAGUGCCCAAUCCAUGCCACACCCCUGGAUAACGGUCACUGCUUCUUUUCCCAAAGGUGGGAUGUUUCCUCAUGUCCGCAUCCCCGGUCUCCAUCCCACCCCCAGAAAGAGCCCCAAGGGCGAGAGAGAAUCAGUAGAGGUUCCGGCCUUCCCAAGCCACUGGCAGGAUUGGGCUCCGCUGCUCCGCAGCGGAGGAGAGUCCUACCACAGGACAAUGGGGGGUCCAGGUUGCUCCCCGGCGGCCUCCCUCGGAAGUGCUCCGUCUUCCACCUCUUCGUUGCCUGUCUCUUACUGGGCUUCCUCUCCCUGCUCUGGCUGCAGCUCAGCUGCUCCGGGGACAUGGCCCGGGCAGCCAGGGGACAAGGGCAGGAGACCCCGGGCCCACCCCGCUCCUGUCCCCCUGAGCCACCACCUGAGCACUGGGAAGAAGAUGCCUCCUGGGGCCCCCACCGCCUGGCUGUGCUGGUGCCCUUCCGCGAGCGCUUUGAGGAGCUCCUGGUCUUUGUGCCCCACAUGCAUCGCUUCCUGAGCCGGAAAAAGAUCCAGCACCAUAUCUAUGUGCUCAACCAGGUGGACCACUUCAGGUUCAACCGCGCAGCCCUCAUUAACGUGGGCUUCCUGGAGAGCAGCAACAGCACGGACUAUAUCGCCAUGCAUGACGUGGACCUGCUGCCCCUCAACGAGGAGCUGGACUAUGGCUUUCCUGAGGCCGGGCCCUUCCACGUGGCCUCCCCGGAGCUCCACCCGCUCUACCACUACAAGACCUACGUGGGCGGCAUCCUGCUGCUCUCCAAGCAGCACUACCAGCUGUGCAAUGGGAUGUCCAACCGCUUCUGGGGCUGGGGCCGUGAAGAUGACGAGUUCUACCGGCGCAUCAAAGGGGCCGGGCUGCAGCUUUUCCGCCCCUCGGGAAUCACAACUGGGUACAAGACUUUUCGCCACCUGCAUGACCCAGCCUGGCGGAAGAGGGACCAGAAGCGCAUCGCUGCUCAAAAACAGGAGCAGUUCAAGGUGGACCGCGAGGGCGGCCUGAGCACCGUGAAGUACCGCGUGGAUUCCCGAACUGCCCUGUCAGUGGGCGGGGCCCCAUGCACUGUCCUCAACAUCCUGUUGGACUGUGACAAGACUGCCACCCCCUGGUGCACGUUUGGCUGAGCUGGCGGGACAAUAAGGAAGCCUGUACCCGCAGGCCACACAGCUCCUCAGGCUCAGGACAAAGCCUCAGGCCCGGGGCCCAACUCCAAUAGGAUGUGGAGGGUCCCGAAGCAGCGGAUAGUAGGCCACCUGGCUCCCCCAGGGCAGGCUGGAGCAAGGACGGGACACACCCUUGGGCGCCCGAGACGCUGCUGGCAAUAAACAGUGACACAGGCUGGAUGCAGCUCCCACCUGGGACCGUCCACCCCCUUCCUGCUUGCCCUGCUCCACUUGCCCUCGGGCACUCAGACCAUGAGGACUUUUGGUUCCUUCCCCCUGGACCGCCUUGGGCAGAAGCCAGGCCAUGGACAUGGGUGGCCGGGCCCAUCAAGAGGUUUAGAACUGCAGACACCGCUGUGCAGGUCCCAUGGUAGGACACUGCGGACGCCGGCUCUGGCUGCAUGUCACUGUGCAGGAACGCAGGCCCCAUGUUGCUGGAUCUUCUGAUUUUUUCAAAAGAAACUAGAAUUCUGGAUUCUUAAGUGAAA
Mustela erminea (ermine) is the source of this 2131-nucleotide messenger RNA. RefSeq names its product beta-1,4-galactosyltransferase 7 (gene B4GALT7). Gene Ontology annotation, molecular function: xylosylprotein 4-beta-galactosyltransferase activity. The coding region runs from base 789 to 1604 and encodes 271 amino acids. The transcript has 6 exons. NCBI's taxonomy places the organism in Eukaryota, Metazoa, Chordata, Mammalia, Carnivora, Mustelidae. The record is from RefSeq and is a predicted model, not a curated record. Gene Ontology annotation, biological process: proteoglycan biosynthetic process; carbohydrate metabolic process.